Messenger RNA from Penicillium maclennaniae, 2547 nucleotides. RefSeq names its product DDHD family phospholipase. Gene Ontology annotation, cellular component: cytoplasm. The record is from RefSeq and is a predicted model, not a curated record. Gene Ontology annotation, molecular function: glycerophospholipase activity; metal ion binding. Lineage: Eukaryota; Fungi; Ascomycota; Eurotiomycetes; Eurotiales; Aspergillaceae. The coding region runs from base 1 to 2547 and encodes 848 amino acids. The transcript is spliced from 4 exons.
AUGGCCGCUGCCGACCAGAAAUCGUUCUUGGGGACAUUGUCCCCAUGGAGUACACCGAGAAGUUCGACCCCUCAGCCCGAUCGUUCACUAGGAUCCGAUGUCUUGCACCUGAGAUGGUUCUACGCCGUCGAUUCGCCGAAACGAAAGCCUGUCUUGAUCGAUCAAAAAAAGCCGGACCAGAAGCCACCUCCACCGCCGAAGAAGUUUAUUCCGUUCUCUAUAAAGGAUUCGCAGGCUAUUGAAGCAACCUUCCAGAGAUUAUCGGACGUCGAAGACGCCCCGGGACAUAGCCCAAGGCAGGAGUCAGCACAACAAGUGCCAACCAAGGUUCCCGUGAACGAAGACUAUUUGUUUGAUGUGGAUAUCGAACAGCGAGAGCUCGGCCCGGCUUUUUGGAUAGGCCCUGUCUAUGAAGUUCGUCGGGGAACCUGGUUUUUCCAGGACGGGUCUGGCUUGAGGCCAUGCGAAGAGAACCUGGCGACUCAGCUGGAGGAAGGAUAUCUCAAGUUACGACCAUGGAGGACAGGUUCGCCCGAGACUAGGCAUUCCGAAUUGUCUACAUUUGACGAGCAAGAUUAUAAACACAACCUACAGGGAUUACAAGAUCCAGGCCCAGCCAAGUCGCAUGCCCAGCCCCAGAGUGGGAAUGGAUCGGCUGCACCCCCAACGGAACCCCAGCAGUACCGACUCUUUGGGGCCUACAUGAAUAGAAUCGUCGCUUACCAAGAUACUUCCACAGCCUGGCUCACCACCGAUGACUUUAUGUCGCGGGUCAGUACCACUGUAUAUCAGAAACUAGGCGGCGUCCCCGGGACCAAAGUAGUUCGUGGGCUGGCUGAACCUAAGCGUCCAAAGGAGACCUCCGACUCGAAAGAGUCAGAACGAAAGCUCGCUGAGAAAUUACCAAGCGUCAUCGGCACUGAACCCCACGCAGAGACCAAGAGGCCGAACGAGUCACUUCCGGUGGAUGCAUCUGCAGCUGAAAUCACGACUGGGUUAGAAAGUGCAGAGAAACGGCCAAAGUCGACAUUAGAGCGCCAAAUGUCUUCGCUUGCAGGAGAACUGCAAAAUCCGGCUGAGCUGGAGGAGCAAGCCCGUAGACAGGAAGAGCAGGAGAUGAAAGAAUUGAGAGAAGACGACAAUGAAGAUCGAGAGCGAGAGGUUGAUCAUUUGAUACUGGUGACUCAUGGCAUCGGUCAACGGCUUGGAUUGCGAUUGGAGAGUAUCAACUUUAUCCACGACGUGAACGUGCUGCGGAAGACACUGAAGGGAGUCUACAAGGCCUCUCCAGACCUCCAAGCCCUCAAUUCCGCUUUCGCGGACAGUAAUGGCAACUGUCGGGUCCAGGUACUCCCUGUAUGUUGGCGCCAUCUUCUGGAUUUUCCGUACCGUGGGGUUCGGCAAAACCGUAAAGAGCUUGAUUUGACUGAUGCUGAUGCCCUUGAGGAUGAUGCGUAUCCCAGUCUAGCGGAUAUCACACUAGAAAGUGUCCCUGCCGUACGAAAUCUUAUCUCUGACCUGGCGAUGGACGUUCUUUUGUACCAGAGCGGCUAUUGUGAACAUAUUUCCAAUAUUGUGAAGCAAGAGUGCAACCGAAUUCUCCAACUCUACAAAACGCGCAAUCCGUCUUUCCAGGGGACUGUUAGCCUCUGCGGCCAUUCCCUCGGCAGCGCAAUUUUAUUUGACAUUCUAUGUCACCAGCCUACUGAACCCGACGCUGCAAAACAGGGAAGCCAGCCGGCGGCUCAGGAGAGCGACGACAUUGCGGAACAGCGAAAUCCCGGUCGAAUUGCACUGAACUUCGAGUGUGAAGAAUUUUUCUGCUUAGGGUCCCCCAUUGCUCUCUUUCAAAUGCUGAAAGGGAAGACUAUCGCUGGAUAUUCUCCUCUCCGUACGAGAAAUCCCAACAGCACUCUUGGGGUCGAUAUUGAAUCUACCGUACUUGGUUCCCUAGGGGCUUCUAAAAGAGACUCACGUAACAGCGCCAGGGGUGAGCUAGAUGACAACUCAGCCAUCAUAUCAGCCCCAAAAUGCCGCGACAUUUACAACAUAUUUCAUCCCUCGGACCCGGUAAGUUACCGACUGGAGCCUCUCAUCUCUCCUGCAAUGGCAAGCCUGAAGCCACAACCCUUGCCUUCAGUCAAGAGAAGCCUGUGGGCGGCUUCAGGACAGAGCCUUUCCAUCCUCGGUACUCGCAUGGGCCAGAGUGUGGGUUCUUUGUGGACUAAUUUUACAUCCGGUGUGGCGAGCAGUUUGCUCAACCGCAGCUUGGGCUUGAAUGCCGAAGAUGUCCCAUCAUCCGGCUCACCUCAAGAUUCACAUCGGGACUCCGAGGACCAAUUACCUAUCCUCAUUGACUCCGAUAUCGAGACACUUUACGAUGGGUUCCAAAGGAGCAGAAAUGUCCACAGGAAAGAUCGUGCUCGGUCCUCGGAGGCUGAGCCCGACAUGGAAGCCGAAGACCAGGAGCGGAAAUUGAAAUUUGAAGACGCCAAGGUGCGUUCCCUCAAUUCCAACGGUCGUGUUGACUACAGCAUACAGGAGUAA